This is a messenger RNA of Aedes albopictus (Asian tiger mosquito), 6847 nucleotides long. RefSeq lists its product as uncharacterized. The transcript is spliced from 3 exons. Lineage: Eukaryota; Metazoa; Arthropoda; Insecta; Diptera; Culicidae. Gene Ontology annotation, molecular function: nucleic acid binding; aspartic-type endopeptidase activity; zinc ion binding. Gene Ontology annotation, biological process: proteolysis; DNA integration. Bases 2656 to 6798 code for a protein of 1380 amino acids. The record is from RefSeq and is a predicted model, not a curated record.
CGAACCUCAUUUUUUUUCGAGAUUUUUCUCAUAAAGUGAUGGAGCACAAAAUUUUAACACUGCGUAGGUUAAACUUUAUUUGAUCACUUUCAUUGACCAGUGCUCGGGUGAUUUCUAGUAAUUAAAGAAUGAAAAUAAUCAUACAGUGCCUUCCCGAUUUAAAACCCAUCCUCUGAAUGUAGAAUAAAAAAAAAAUAAAUAAUCGAAAUAAGGAAAAUGCAAGUUAUUAUUUUUUAGUUUUGUUUGAUGAUUGAUAACGCUUGAAUAAGUGAACACAUACGUAGUGAAUGAAACAAAAUAAAAAUAUACAAAACACGUUUGAUUUCGAAAGCAAUCUGACUUAAUAUCAUUAAACGUGUCCGUAUCUUAACUACAAAUUGAAAAAUAAAUGAUUUUUUUUUUAUGAACAAUUUGUGCUAUGAUCACGAUUGGGCAGAAUAUUAUUCAAAGCGCGACCGGAAGUCCGUUAAAUUGUUGACUCAUUUGAAUAUUCUGCGCUAUGGCCGCAAAUAUGAAAUAUUGUCCAACGCAUGACCGGAUGUCCGCAAUUUAGAUCUGAGCAUGACCAGAAGUUUGUAAAUUGUCAUUUUGUUCAAACAUUUUGUGCAAUGGCCAUAAAAUCCCUGACCGGAUUUCCACUGUCUUGACUUGUUGAAUAUUCUGUGCAAUCGAAUUGCCGAAUAUAACUAAUUUCGAAAAAAAACACAUGUUUCAGAACGUGGAACAACAAGGAAUGGCGAACGAAAGCCAAAGCGUGACCGGAAGUCCGCAAUUUUUUAUUCAACGCGACCGGAAGUCCGUUACAUGGUUGAUUCAUUUGAAUAUGCUGUGCUAUGGCCACAAAUAUGAAUCUUAUUCAAAGCGAGACCGGAUGUCCGCAAUUUUUCAUCCAACACAACCGGAAGUCCAUUACGAAUAUUUUGUGCUAUGGCCACAAAUGUGAAAUAUUGUCCAAAGCGUGACCGGAUGUCCGUAAUUUUGAUCCAACGCGACCGGAAGUCCGUUAAUUUGUUGACUCAUUUGAAUGUUUUGUGCUAUGUCCACAAAUGUGAAAUAUUGUCUGAAGCGUGACCGUAUGUCCGCAAUUUUUGAUACAUCCAGUCUAAAAAAAAAAAAAAUAUAUUUAGUUGGUUUUGGUCACUAUUUUGCCCCAGCGUGAACGGAAGUCCGAGUAGUCAUUAUUUUGUCCAAACAUUUUAGGCUAUGGCUAAAAACAUGACUGAAAUUCGUAAAAUUGUUGACUCGUUGAAUAUGCUGUGCUAUUUCCAAAAGGCAAUCGGAAUGAUACAGAACCAGAAUGCCCCUUUUCUUUUCCCCAUUUGUCGAAGAUCGUAUCGCCGAAUAUAACUAAUUGAAAAAACACAUGUUUCAGAACGUGGAACAGGACGAAAUGGCGAGCGAAGGCAAAUAUGUUCGAGCUCCGAAGGAUCUCGAUCCAGAGUGGCUGGUUCAGUCUACACACUUAAAACAGAUUCUCGAGCUCGGCAAACAAAAAUGCCGAGUGCGAACGGCAAUACGCAAAAUUGCUGAUAUUUCAGCAAUCAAAAUUGUUAUUACCAAGAAUCAGCAAAGAAAUGUACUGGAAAUCCGUAAUGACACCUCAGAAUACUGAACUUCAUCAAACAAAGUUACUGAGCUAUUCGGCAUUAAGUUAUUUUACCGAAAUCAGCAAAUGCGUUUGACGAGAUUUCGGCAUGUGCAUGCUACUUUGCCGAGGUUCAGCAGUGCAGCUGUCACUUGGAGUCGCGUUCGCGCCCUGCAUCUUGAAGCCAUUUUUGUUCCAAGAGUAUAAUGCUGAGUGUAAAAAGUGAUUGCCCCAGAAGAAUUACGGAAAAUUCUAAAGAAAACAAUAUUUCAACUACAGUAAGUAAUGUUUCAACGCUGGAACAUGACCUGGAAGCCCUGAACUCAGGAGAUAAUCAAUGCGAGCUGUUUUAUUGUUAAUAAGUUUUUUGCUUUACUUUUGCAGAUAUUUUGUUCAAUUCGUCUAUAAAGAAUACUUUACGGUAAAACUGGUGACGUCGGCUUUCUUCAGCGGCAGUAUUGAAAGCAAGUGCUUGUUGUUCAUUUAAUAAUAAAUCAUGUGAUGAAUAAUGUACAUACAUGACUAAAUAAAAUGUUUUUAUUGAAUAAUUGUUAAUUUACUAUUUAUCGAAUGAAACCGCGAACAUGAUUAAGUUGCUGUUUUUUCGGCAAAUCAUAAUUCAUUUGAAUUUACUGAUCAAUCAGUAAUAGAUGGUUUGUUUACAUAUUUUUGCCGAGUAUACUGUAACAUUUUUUGCCGAGAUUCACAGCAAUUUUUGACAUUUGGUCAAACGCAGGAUUGCCGAAGCGCUCAGUAUUUUAACUUUUGCCGAGAUGUUUGCUGAUCACUCGGCUGUGCAAAUCUCGGCAAAAGUUUUGCUGAGAUUCGGCAAUCGAAACUAAGUGUGUAACUCCGAGGCCUUGGAGGAUUCUGGAUCGUUGUGUAGUGUCCUUGACUCGAAAAUCGACGAAUUUGACGACAGAAGCGAAAAAAGUUUCAGUUCCAACCAUACGAAUGACUCUCUUUCGCUAACUGGUGGACUAGACGACAGUAACCAACAUACCCCAACACGAAUUGACGAGCCUGGUUGCAGCAAAAGCGAUCAGAAUACUAACGAGCGCCUUCACAGAAUGGAAAAUGUGCUUUCCAACAUAACGAAAGCAUUAAAUUCCAUGCAAUCAAUGCGUCCCAUGCGGUACGAUCCCGAUGAGGAUUGGUCUGCUUCUGUCGCGCCUAGAAAUUCAUCCGAAAGCAACUUUUCGAGCGUACGUUGGGAGAAUAUUAGGCCCUUUCCGGCAGGAGUUGCAGCUAACCAGAUGUGGGAAGAGUGGAAUCGCUACAUUGAAAAUUUUGAAAUGGCUGCGACCCUCAGCAACGCUAACGAUCCGGUGAGACGGUCACAACUGUUGUUCCUUUCGAUGGGGACCGAGCUGCAAGGCAUCGUGAGAGCUGCCAAACUGAGACCGAGCCUCACUGAUGCAAACUGCUACCGAAAGUUCGUGGCUAACAUCGGUAACUAUUUCCAAUCCAUGACUGAUGCAUCUGCAGAGCACGAAGCAUUUUCUAACAUGAGACAGUUGAAAUCGGAGAAUGCUGUGGCCUUUCAUGCCCGUCUAGUGGCAAAAGUUCGGCUUUGCGGAUACAGUCCAACCGACCAUGACAGAUUUGUUCGAUCGCAGCUUUUAAAAGGAUUGAGAAACAAGGACUUGGUGAGGGCAGCGAGGACCUACGGACACGACACAAAUUACAUUGUGCAGGCAGCAACUCGUGACGAAGCCUAUGAAGCCGAGACAACGCCAACAGAUAACAAGGAACCGCUAGCAGUUAAUCGUGUGCACCGAACCUCCCCAGCAUAUGAUUCGAUGAGGAAACGCUCGAGAACAGACAAUGGAGGACCACAACCAAAACGGACGCGGACCAAUCAGCAUGCGGAACGACGAUUCACCCAGGAUCGUGGACGUCGAAGCCGUUGUCGACGAUGCAAUGGUCGAACGCACUCCAGUUUGCCAUGUCCAGCAUUGAGCCGAAACUGCAACUUCUGUGGUGAACAAGGUCACUAUGCAAUCACUUGCCGUCGAGCUCACGUUCGACAGGUCCAGGUCAAAAGUAACGUAUCACCUACACGAGAUGACGACGGUCAGAUGGAUCAAACAGAGUACGUGAACGCGCUAUCCCUUGAAGACGUUUUGGUGAAAUGUCGUAUUGGCUCUUCAAGCCCCAUCCAAAUGCUCGUCGAUUCCGGCGCGGACGUAAAUGUUAUCGGUGGUAAAGAUUGGCUCCGCCUCGAACAAGAGUACAAGACAGGGUUGGCUAAUCUCAAGUUUGUUGAACAGUCGACCCAUAAAGAUCUCCGUGCAUAUGGCACUCACAGUCCCAUGAUGGUAGAAUGCAUAUUCGAAGCAUAUAUUGUUGCUACAGAGGGCAAAACGCCUGCGACUCCGGCGGUAUUUUACGUUGUACGCAACGGAACUAGAUCGUUGCUCGGUCGCUCAACGGCUAGUGAUAUGGGAAUAUUGCACGUAACCGCAAUGCAUGCCGCAACGGUUAACAAUCUAGAGAAACCUAACGAUCUGAAGAUCUUUCCUAAAGUACCUGGAGUCAGGGUAAAAUUUAGCGUUGACGAAACGGUACCACCCGUCCGAAAUGCAUACUAUAACGUUCCUGCGGCAUUUCGAGAAGCAGCCAAGAAUCGUCUUGCGGAAAUGGAAUCGCAGGGUAUUAUCGAGAAAGUGACCACUGCAUCCAACUGGAUUAGCGGUAUGUCCGCAGUUGCCAAAGGAAAGGAUGAUUUCCGCCUCGUGGUCAAUAUGCGAGGUCCAAACAGAGCAAUCAAUCGCGAAUACUUUCGUCUCCCAUUACUCGAAGAGAUGAAAGUGCAACUCCAUGGGUCGAAGUUUUUUGCCAAGCUCGACCUCAGCAGCGCCUUCUACCACCUCGAACUUCAUCCCGAAUCUCGUGACCUAACAACAUUUCUAACGGAAAAUGGCAUGUAUCGAUUCACCAGGUUGAUGUUCGGGGUCAACUGUGCCCCUGAAAUCUUCCAAAGGGAAAUGACACGGAUUCUUAAGGAUGUUAAGAACAAAAUCGUCUAUAUCGACGAUGUUCUUAUGUUUGCGAGUACACUGGAAGAUUUGCGAAAAACCGUAUGCGACGUGUUGGAAAGAUUGAGAGCAAACAAUCUUACUCUAAACUCCGCAAAAUGUGAGUUCGACAAAACUCGCCUAAAAUUCUUAGGCUACGAGCUUGACGAGCACGGCUUUCACGUUGAUGAUGCAAAAAUUAAAAGCAUACAACAGUUUCGAGAGCCCAGCACGAUAUCUGAAUUGCGCAGUUUCCUCGGUUUGGCUUCUUUUAUCAGUCCUCAUGUGAAGCAUUUCGCGGACAUCACAAGCCCCCUAUGGGAAAUUAUUGCCAGUAAAUCCUGGACAUGGGAUGCUAAGCAUAGCAUCGCAUUUAACUCAGUCAAAGAUCAGAUUAUAAAAUGCUGUGUCACACUGGGAUUUUUCUCCGAAAACGACAAAACAAUUUUGUAUACAGACGCCUCACCUGUAGCGCUUGGUGCCGUUUUGGUACAGGAAGACAUGAAAGGCAAGUCGAGAAUAAUAAGUUUUGCGUCUAAAUCCCUCACAAUUACGGAGAGAAAAUACGCUCAAAAUCAACGAGAGGCUCUUGGAGCUGUCUGGACCGUCGAACAUUUUUCGUUCUUUUUACUUGGUCGACAAUUCACUUUGCGUACUGAUGCUCAGGGUGUAUCAUUCAUUUUAAAUCGAUCUCGCGAGGACUCCAAGCGAGCUCUCACACGAGCCGAUGGCUGGGCGCUACGGUUGAGUCCGUACAACUACACGGUGGAAUACGUACGAGGUACAGAAAAUAUCGCUGAUCCUUCAUCACGAUUGUAUAGUGGCGAUGACAAGCCAUUCGACGAAGAAAACAGCCCAUGGGAGAUUGCAAGCUUGGAAGCCAACACCAUCGAAUUCGUCACAGAAAACGAAAUUAAAGCGGCUACAUCCGAAGACAAAACCCUUCAAGAAGUCAUGAACGCUCUUAGGUCUGGACAUUGGCCUAAACACUUGCGAAGAUAUCAACUUCUCGAAAACGAUCUAGAUACACGGAAUGGUAUGCUAGUAAAAACCGGUUGCGUGAUUAUUCCUGAAACCCUGCGAAAACGAACGUUGGAGGUGUCGCACCAAGGCCAUCCUUCAGCCGCCAAGCAUAAGAGCAUCUUAAGGCAGCGUGUGUGGUGGCCCGGAAUGAAUCAGGAUGCUCAAAAUUGGGUAGAUUCCUGUGCAACUUGCGCUGUCAAUGGUAGACCCGAGAAAACUACCCCAAUGCAACGCAUUCUCGCUCCGAAAGCAGUGUGGGAGACCAUCGCUUUGGAUUUCAACGGCCCUUACGCGAAAUUUGGAGGAAUCUCCAUCUUAGUGGUUGUUGAUUACAAAUCGAGGUACCUAAUAGCCCGGCCAGUAAAAUCCACUAGCUUCGAACAGGUAAAAAAAGUUCUCGAGGAUAUAUUCGAACGAGAAGGUACCCCGAAGUUCAUUAAGUCAGAUAAUGGUCCACCUUUCAACGGUCAAGACUACAAAACCUACUGUGAGAGCCGCGAUAUUACUACCGUUUUCUCAACACCGCUAUUUCCCCAACAAAAUGGUCUGGUCGAAAGCUAUAUGAAGCUAAUAAAUAAAGCAAUGGCAAGCGCAACACUGAACGAAACGAGUUACAUUGAAGAACUGAGUAUGGCAAUCCAGGCUCACAACGCAGCAUGCCACAGUGUAACCAAAUUUCCUCCGGAGGAAAUUAUGUCAGGCCGAAAAAUCAAAAGGUGUCUUCCACUGAUAACUUUCAAAAAAACCACGGUUGAUGAAGAACUGUUUGCUAAAAGAGAUCGAGAUGCGAAAGAGGCAGGAAAGAAACGGGAAGACCAGCGACGAGGAGCUCGGCCUUGCCGAAUCAAUCCUGGAGACACCGUAAUAGUCGAACGGCAAACACGCAGCAAAGGAGAAUCACGGUUCUUACCGCGGCGAUAUACCGUAAUCGAAGAAAGGAACGGCAACUUGACGCUGAAUGAUGAGGAGGGAAAUGUGUUGAAGCGCCACGUAUCUCAAACCAAGAAAGUAUCGCAGUGGCGCGUCGAAGAAGCAGCAGCAGAUCCUGACAGCCGAAACAGUCCAGAAAACUUACUCCAGCAUCCACCCAGUAUCGGCCCUAGAAGCAAUCGGGAGAGGAAAGCGCCAUCGUACCUGCAAGAAUACGUCCGGUUGGUUAAUGAAGACUAGUAAGUAUGAUUAACAUUUUUAUCAAUCAGGUCAUUUGAUUCCUCACAAA